AUGGCGGUAGGUAAUGUUGGUAUUGCAGGUAAUACUGGUAUUGCAGCUAAUAUUGGUAUUGCUGGUAAUACUGGUAUUGCAGGUAAUAAUGGUAUUGCAGGUGAUACUGGUAUUGCAGGUAAUACUGGUAUUGCAGGUAAUACUGGUAUUGCGAGUAAUACUGGUAUUGCAGGUAAUAAUGGUAUUGCAGGUAAUAAUGGUUUUGCAGAAAAUAUUGGUAUUGCAGGUAAUACCAGUAUUGCUGGUAAUACUGGUAUUGCAGGUAAUAAUGGUAUUGCUGAUAAUACUGGUUUUGCUGGUAAUAAUGGUAUUGCAGGUAAUACUGGUAUUGAAAGUAAUAGUGGUAUUGCAAGUAAUUUGGGUAUUGCUGAUAAUAUUGGUAAUGCAGGAAAUACUGGUAUUGCAGGUAAUACUAGCAUUGCCAGAAAUACUGGUAUUGCCGGUAAUACUAGCAUUGCAGUCUGUAAGAGGUAUGAAGGUUUGAUGUGCAUAUUUAUUGGCAACAUUGAAUAA
This is a messenger RNA of Amphimedon queenslandica, 513 nucleotides long. Its product is annotated as circumsporozoite protein-like. Bases 1 to 513 code for a protein of 170 amino acids. The record is from RefSeq and is a predicted model, not a curated record. NCBI's taxonomy places the organism in Eukaryota, Metazoa, Porifera, Demospongiae, Haplosclerida, Niphatidae. The transcript is spliced from 5 exons.